Suillus plorans is the source of this 1412-nucleotide messenger RNA. Its product is annotated as membrane bound O-acyl transferase family-domain-containing protein. The record is from RefSeq and is a predicted model, not a curated record. The coding region runs from base 111 to 1364 and encodes 417 amino acids. The transcript is spliced from 3 exons. NCBI's taxonomy places the organism in Eukaryota, Fungi, Basidiomycota, Agaricomycetes, Boletales, Suillaceae. Gene Ontology annotation, biological process: lipid metabolic process.
ACUCUAACGAUGCCGUACUAGCAACGUUCGUGCACUGCAUCGAACGAAGUUUGUCUUGCUGUCAGCACAUCGGAUUGUACAGUUCAUCAAUUGGAACAUACAUUACAGGCAUGGCCAGCCUCAGUAGACUGCUUGUACCCCAGGAGAGAGUUUCGUUGUCGGUAUCAACUCUUUCAACAGUUUUUUUGCCGGCCUUUGUAUCGUACCUUGCAAUGGGCGUGCUGGUUCAGCGAAAACGCACUGCAACAAUCCGCUUUGCGCUUCUUCCAGUUAUAUUGCUGUGCGCAUAUCGAGCUGGCUCGUCGCUCGAUUUUUCUUUCGGCAUUCCCAACUACCGUUUUCUCAAUCAAGGCUUAGUUCUUGCCACAUUCACCCUUUCGAUGCGAUCGACUGCUUGGGCUUUCGCAAAAAAACCAUACAAACGAAUGACUUUGGAACCAAACAAAAGUUUCCACGGUGAUACCAUGUCAGGCAACACAAGCAACCAGUUUACCAACAUUGAGAAUACCCCACUAUUUACCGCUACCUGGAACGUGUGGGAUCUAUCAGUUAACCUUCGCGGGAUUGGGUGGGAUUGGGCGGAAGGCUUACGCAUUCCAGAGAGCAGUCUUGGAGCAAAGUCAACAUUGGAGUUCCUGCUCAUCACUCUCGCGAAGCUACUGUUCUAUGCGCUCGCAUUUGAUGCUACCUCUGGAGCCGCUCGCGAUUUUUCUCCAGAAACAUUUGGAUCAAUUGAAGGGGGCACAAUAUUUGACCCAUCGCUGCCGCCUCUCAGUCGCUAUACCCGGUCUACUAUCAUUACGAUCCUCUCUGGUUGGACAGCAUAUUUUGUGAUUGAAUUGGUGUAUCAGAUACACGCUAUUGAGUUCGUCUUGUUAUUCAGACAAGCACCGUCUCAAUGGCCGCCCUUGUUUGAUGCUCCGUGGCUUUCGACAUCGUUGACCAGUUUUUGGGGUCACAAGUGGCAUCAAUUAUUCCGGGAGUGCUUCAUAUCAGUCGGUGCUCGACCAUUGUCAUACCUCCUUGGUCGCACUGGAGGGGUCGUGGGCGCAUUCCUCAUCUCAGGCGCUCUGCACUAUUUUGGAUUGAAGGCAAUGGAACGAGGUGGCCACCCUGUUGUUGUGUUUGGGUUCUUCAUGAUGCAGGCCAUCGGCCUAAUUCUUGAAGGCAUAUGGAAAAAACGUACGGGCUUACGUGUCGAUGGAUUUUUGGGCUUGUUGUGGACUUGGCUCUGGGUGGUCUUUUGGGCCAACUUCAUGGUUGAUGUAUGGGGGAGAGUUGGUUUGGUCGGGUCCAAGUUCUUUCCCGACGACUACAGACCAACAGUCUUACUUGUCCACUGGUUGGAAUAUUAUUUUAUGUAAUGCAGAAGCAAUCAACGAGGCGCCUAUAAACAGAGCAGACAUCAAUAU